CCAGCCGUGGAGCGAUGCGCUUUGCAUCGUCCAAGACGAUAGGGAUGACUGGGCUUACGAAGCGACUCAGAUGGGAAAGAUCUUUGAACGGGCAUACUGCACUCUUGCAGCCGUUGAUGCGAUUGAUGACGACACGGGUAUAGACAGAGGACUGUUCCUUCCUCGAACAGAAGAUCCCCUGACAGUACGCCUGAAAUGUCAUCUCCUGAAGGAUCCCGUGAAACCCGAGAGAUUUCAAUCACCAGAUGGCCAGCCGUACUGUUGGAAGUACACCUAUCGUUUGGAUGAGGACGAGGAGAGGACGAGGACGAUAGUGCCGAUGAGGCUCUUUCAGAUCAACAUCGACUGAUCGCAAAGCCCAGACUUCUGGGAUCUUCGUGGGAGGUCAUGCGCUCGAAAUGGAACUGGAGAGGCUGGAUUCUCCAGGAACGCAUUCUCUCUAGGCGAAUAGCUUACUUUUCCAAGACUAAACUAUCCUGGGACUGUCUCACGACCUCGGGCGAAGAAGAAUCGCUUGGCAUUGCGGUGACUCCUUU
Molecule: messenger RNA, 536 nt
Organism: Mytilinidion resinicola
Lineage: Eukaryota; Fungi; Ascomycota; Dothideomycetes; Mytilinidiales; Mytilinidiaceae
Exons: 1
Coding region: 71-349 (92 amino acids)
Source: RefSeq, a predicted model, not a curated record